GUACCUGGCGGUGGUGCACCCGUUCCGUCUGAUGACCCUCCGAACCCGCUCUAAGACCAUCUGGAUCAACCUGUUUGUGUGGGUGGUGUCAUUUGUCAUGGUCCUUCCCGUCUGGGUCCACUCCAAAGUCAUCCGCUUCCCUGAUGGACUGGAGAGCUGCUCCAUGAACCUGGUCACUCCCAAAGAGGUGCUCUGGUAAGGUCACAACCCUGACAUAACAUCAAAUCAACAUUGAAUUUUGGUGGAUAUUUAAUUGAGUUGACUAAUGUGAUUUCAACAUGGGGUAAACCAUUCCAUGAAAUCAUGUUGUUGGUUUGCACUUGAAAUAAAUAUUCAGUGUUGAAAGAAAUACGAAAUAUGAUGUUAAUAGAACUUGGAGUCAAUGUAUUUUUGUCUGGUGGGGUCAGAGGUCAGAUGAGUCAUGCUGGUCUAUAUCAUGAUCCUCUGCUCCAAUGCCUUAUUUAACCACCCCUCCCCCCAACUAGCUUUAUAAAUAGGAACGCAAUCACAGACUAUGGGCUACAUCAGGUCAGCCAAAGUCCAAAACUUUCCAUACUAAUGAGAAGACAAACCAUACACAUGUUAUUGGCUGGGGAAUUUACUGGACUCCUGCAGAAACUGUUAAUAGAAAUCCAAAAGUCAAUUUAAUUGGUAAAGAGGCCUUUUAGGGUAUCAGGCAGAAAAACCACCGGAGGAACCUGAUCUCAGAAAUAGAGCCGCUUUCAAGCAUAGUAUUACUCAGUGGUAGAACAAUUAACACCUGCUACUUGAGUGCUUCGUUACUCACACCCUUCACUGUAAUUACUGUAAUCCUGAAGACUGAAUAACAUUGUGAAUACACUUUUAACAGCGUGAAAAAGUGUUUAGCUACAGUUCCUACAUUCUAUCUAAUGAUCAAAUGUAUUCAUAGAAGUGGGACAUCCCACUGGGCACAGAUGUGAGUUCAACGUCUAGUUUUGAUUGACAUUUGGUUGAGUUGUCAACUAACGUGAAUUCAAUGUGAAAUCUACAAAAAAUGUAACCAUGUCAUUGGGUUUAGGUUAAAAGUGGGGUGAAAAAAUUAUGAAAUGCCCUUACGUUGACUUUGCAAAUCCAAUUAGUUUUCCACGUUGAUUCAGCAUUCAUCACAUAGAUUGUUUGGGUUGAAAUUAUAUGGAAACAACAUUGAUUCAACCAGUUUUCGCCCAGUUGGAUGCUACUGUAGCUACUGCAAGCUGAUACACAUGUUCGCUCUCUCUCUCUCUCGCUCUCUCUCUUCCCCCCAGGUACACCCUCUAUCAGACCAUCACAUCUUUCUUUCUGCCCCUGCCCCUUAUCCUCACCUGUUACAUGCUGAUCCUGUGCUAUACCUGGAGGAUGUACCUGAAGAACAAGAGGGAACGGCGGUGAGUCAUCCCCGCUGGCAGCUGCCCAGCGGGCACACAUGGGCGUGCAUAGAGCAAGGCUGAAUAACGUCAUACCCUGGGCAGGGUGAGAUCAUAUGGUAUCUCUAGUGGCAGAGCGUGUGGUCAAAUGUGGUCGUGGUCAUCACCCGUGGCAGAGGCUAAUAGUUAAACAUAGACACACAGAGGUACUAGAUACAGUAAAUGUGAGGCACUAGAAAUAGAGAUGCUCACAGGUAUGAAAUUACAGGUUUUGGUGGGUGUUCUAAAAAUAAAUGACAUUAAAACAGUUCUAUGCUGGAGAAAAUUAAGGAACCAUGACCUCCACUCAGUAAUCUAGUCAUUAGCUAGCCUAAGGACAAGGUUAUCCACUCAGUAAACCAAAAUUAUAGAAAGAAUAAUAUCUUAACUAAUGCAGGUGGGAACUUCUUGAUUUAUGCUUCUGUGCUGGUCAUUAUUGUCACUAACCCCUGCCCCUGGUUCCUCUCCCCUCCUCAGCUUCAGUGCUAACAACCAGUCCCGGGAGCGAGCCAUCCGCCUCACCAAGAUGGUUCUUGUCCUAGUGGCGGUUUUCCUGGUGAGCGUAGGGCCCUACCACAUGCUCCAGCUGGUCAACUUAACAGUGCGGCGGCCCACGCUAGCCUACUACACCUGCUACUACCUGUCAGUGUGCCUCAGCUACGCCGCCAGCAGCAUUAACCCUUUCAUCUACAUCCUGCUCAGCGGACACUUCCGUCGCCGGCUCACUUACCGCAAGCCGGCUAGCAGGCCUAGUGUUGAGAGGGAGCCUAGUGGGCCCCAUGUCCGUACACCACACUCCAGCUUC
This is a messenger RNA of Coregonus sp. 'balchen', 2208 nucleotides long. NCBI's taxonomy places the organism in Eukaryota, Metazoa, Chordata, Actinopteri, Salmoniformes, Salmonidae. The record is from the annotation of a GenBank genome assembly.